AUGGAUCCUCUUGCUCCAAUCGCCCCGGCCCGGCCCGGGGUCACGCCGGACUUCUACAGCAUCUCGUCUCGUCAGCUCCACCUGUCUAUCAUUCUCGGCGUCACAUACACCAUUGUCACGCUUCUCAUGUGCCUGAGGUUAUAUACCAGCAUCUUCGUGGUCAAGAAACUAUACUGGGACGCUUUGUUUCUCGUCUCGUCAUGGGCUUUGGCUGGCGUCUUCUUCUUGUUAAUUGCUCAAGCAUUUCCCGCAGGCUUUGGCAGACACAUAUGGGACGUCAACUACCAGCAGCUAGCGAGCUAUCUCGACUCGAUCACGCCGCUCGCAAUCAUAUACAUGUGGCCGCUCACUUGCGUCAAGCUCUCGGUGCUCAUCCUCUAUCACCAGGUCGACCCCGAAAUGGUCUUUCGGUUCUGCCUGUGUGUGGCCGUCUUCACCGUCGUUCCCACGCUCGUGUACACGGGCCUCUUCAUCGACCGGUGCAACCCGCUCAAGGGCGACAUCACGUGCGUCAACAAUAUCGGCUUUGCGCAGACGGGGACCAGCAUCAUGACCGAUCUCUUCAUCAUCGCGAUGCCCAUAUACAUGACGAUGCGGCUCAACAUGCCCACGAGGAAGAAGCUAACCGUAGGCGCGCUGCUAACUUUGAGUUCUGCCUGCGUCGUGUUCCCGCUCAUCCGCACCGCCUACAUCCAGGCUUUCGUCGACGACCCCGACGUCACCUGGAGCCAGUGUACUAUGGCGACAUGGACCAUCCUGGAGAUCAACGUGGGCGUCAUCUGCAACUCGCUGGCGAUGCUGAAGCCCUUUGUGCGGCACCACAUGCCGGGACUCGCGCGCCGGCUGUUCGGCGGCUCGAAGAACAGUGGCGCGACGCCAGCGACGGUUCAGACCAGCACGGCAGGGCGAUAG
Messenger RNA from Microdochium trichocladiopsis, 912 nucleotides. RefSeq lists its product as uncharacterized. NCBI's taxonomy places the organism in Eukaryota, Fungi, Ascomycota, Sordariomycetes, Xylariales, Microdochiaceae. The record is from RefSeq and is a predicted model, not a curated record. The coding region runs from base 1 to 912 and encodes 303 amino acids. The transcript has 5 exons.